AUGAGGUUCACCAACCCCAAGUCUCUGGCCGUGUUUACGGCACUCCCCUUGCUGGCAAAUUGCUUCUCUAUCGCCGAAACAACUGAUUAUGAUACAGUAGCCUCGGCCAUCUUCACUGGACCAGGUCUCACGAUCAUGGCGGUGACUGUGCUCGGUGAAUCAAGCAUGGGAACAUUCACCGAUGGACCGUUCGGUCUCGGGAGUGGAGGCAUACUGACCAGCGGAACGGCGAAAGGAGCUUACCUCAUGGUAAAUCGAAACGUCGAUAAUGGUGUUGGAGCCGGUGGCCAGUACGAUUACCUUUGUGCUCCAGAGACCCAGAACAUCAACACUUUACAAGUUCAGCUGGGGUUUGACCCUGGAUAUAACGGAGUCCGUAUCGAAUUCUUGUUUGCUACACAAGAAGCUCCAAGCAAUGGCCUCCCGGUUCAGUACGCCUUUGACACGAAUGCCAAUCAAAUCAACGCCUUGUCUCCUUUCUUGCUCGCACCGGAUGCCAUCUUCCCACCAGAUAGUCUCACGGGAACGAUACCGGCUCCAUCUGGUGGUGCCAUGGUCUUGUUGAUAUCCGUCUGCGACGUUGGGGAUGCAUUCAAUGACUCCGGUUUCCUUGUCCGAGCAGAGGCUUGCCUUGACUGCGAUUAUGGCUUAGACAAAGUUGAGAUCAACUAUGCCUUUAAGACCUCGACACUCCCCCUUGGAGAGCAGCCUUUCAAUUUUACUAUUCCUGCCUCAGGGACUGCAUCUGGUACAUUUAUUGUUUUCGUGGAACCUACCGGGGUUACGACUACCACGAGUGGUGAGCCCACUACGACUGCUGAUGAGACAACCACUACUGGUGAGACAACUACUACGACCGAUGAAGCGACGAUCACCACCACUGCUGAACCAACAACGACUACAUCAGAUGGCUUCACGGCUACAACUGGCGAAGUAUCAACAACUACGCAGGAGUCUGUGGCAACCGCCGAGACUACAACAACCACUAUUGAUGAGAUUACAACAAUGGAGCUGGUUUCAACAACUGGAACGAUGACCUUGGUAGUCGAUGAGACAACCACCACCACCGCUGAUGUCACAACUGACACGGAACAAUCUACGACUGUUGUCACUAGCAAACUGGAAACGCUCACCACUGAUGAGGUAUCAACCUCUAUGGCAGACACGACAACAUCUAUCCAAAUCGAGUCCCCGGCGUCUACUGAUACCAAGUCUGUUCCCAGCACGACCAGUGAGGUUGCAUCAACCAACACAACGACAAGUGAGUCCGCCGUAUCUGCAACGGAAGAAUUGAUCGCCUCUGUCAUUCCUGAGGCCUCUAGCGAGUCUACGCCAUCGUCGCGUGUCAGCACCGUUCUCCCGUCACUCUCCUCUACAACUGCGUUGCCUUGGCCAGAGGCCGGGCCUAUGUUGGAAUCUAUGACCGGUAAGCCAACAUCAAACAAUCAUCCCUCUUCUGACUCUAACCAUUUCUACAGAUCUUGUUAUGCUUCAGACUCCCUUGAUGCAACUAGCCUGGUGUUGAACGGCCGGUGUGAUAUCCCCUGUCCAGGUGAUAGCAGCCAUUUCUGUGGUGGCCUGGUUGUAUCCUCUUCCGAGCGUCGCUGGGUUGGCCCACGUAAAGCGCUCGAUACGCGUGCUGCACCAGCUAAUAUCCUCUUGACCUUGUACGCUCUGAAUGACGUGCCUCCUUCACCCGGUGAGACCAGCACGGAGGUUGAGGUAACAGCCACUACGCAAGAUGGAGUCACAGCCAUUCCCACAGAUGCUAUCCCCUCCAGGCCAGUUGCCACUGUCAUCGAUAUUAUGACUGAGUCUGUUAUCCUUCAGCCGGUUGAAACAGUGAUCGACUCUAUCACAAAGUCAGGACAAACCCUGGUCGAAGCCACGGUUACUACAGUCACUUACACUAUCGUCGACCCUAACAAUCCUUCAACCAUGACUGUCACCGAAUACUGCGCUACCUUGUCUUAUGAGCUUUGCAGUCGUUGUGUUCAUCUUCCCGUCCCUACUGUCGAGAUGACCACUUACGUUGUUCCUUGCAACGCUUGCGGCCAUAAUGGCGAGAACGAAAUCACAAUCACUGCGCCUUGCGCUGCCGUUACAGAGCCAGCCAGAAAUGAUGCUCAUGGAUCACAAGACUUGUUCAAUGCUUUCGCCCCGACCCGAGCUGCAUAUCAUGCGGUAUCAGGGCCUGUUAGAACAGUCACUACGGCCCUCAGAGACACUAAGCCUACCGCUGGUGCUGGAUCUGGUCAUAUCGAGAGUGCCACCCCCAACCAGCAUCAACCGAGUGAAGGGAAGAAUACAUAUCCUGGCGCUGGGCACGCACAGCCCCAUGCGGUGCUUUCACAGUCUUCUCCUAGAGCCAGCGGUAAUGGCCCCGCAGUGCCGGAAGUUGUAGUUGCGGAAGCUGGGCGCUACGAACGUGGUAUUCUGGGGUCCCUCACAAUGGUCUUCAUUACCGUGGGUGUUCUCUUGUAG
This is a messenger RNA of Fusarium oxysporum Fo47, 2484 nucleotides long. RefSeq lists its product as uncharacterized. The record is from RefSeq and is a predicted model, not a curated record. Lineage: Eukaryota; Fungi; Ascomycota; Sordariomycetes; Hypocreales; Nectriaceae. Bases 1 to 2484 code for a protein of 827 amino acids. The transcript has 7 exons.